Closterium sp. Naga37s-1 is the source of this 2484-nucleotide messenger RNA. The record is from the annotation of a GenBank genome assembly. Lineage: Eukaryota; Viridiplantae; Streptophyta; Zygnematophyceae; Desmidiales; Closteriaceae.
AUGGAAGGGGAGAAGGAAGAGACGGGGAAGGCGGAGAAGGCGGAGAAGGACGAGCGGGGAGCGGAGGCGGAGAAGGAAACGGUUGUCACGGAAGGGACGGACGAAAAAGAGGAAGAGAAAGUGGAAAAAGAGGGGGAAGAAGAGAGCGAGGAGGAGGAGGAAGAGGAGGUGAAGGAGAGGAGCGUGCAGCAGAGAGCAGCGGAGCCGGGGGAGCCUGUGUGCGCGGUGUGCGGGAGAUACGGGGAGUACGUGUGCGAUGCAACGGACCUGGACGUGUGCAGCCGCGAGUGCAAGGCCGCGUGUGUUGCGGGGGAUGUGCCACGUGUCAGAGGGAGUGAGGCGCCGGGUGGAGGACAGGGGAGGGUGGGCGGAGGAGGAGAGCGGUGUGGAAAGGCAGGAGGGGAAGCUGAGGGGCAGGGAGUGAGAGAGAAGGAGCUUGGAAAGGGGAGCGAGGGAGGAACUAAAGAGGAGGAAGAAGAGGAGGAAGAGGAAGAGGAGGAGGAAGAGGAAGUGGAAGAGGAAGAAUGGGAAGAGGAAGAAGAGGAGGAGGGCGAGGAGUAUUCAACCUUAGACACGAGCAACAGCAUUGGGAUGUCUCUUGAUGUGAUACAAAGCGGUGUGUCAGCAGCAAUAGCAGCAGAAAUCCGACUUAGUCAUCCCGACUUCUCACCCGCAUCGCAGCCGCUGCAUCGCGUGAAGAGGAGGCGGGGACGUGAAAGGAGGAUGGGAGGGGUGGUGGCAGUGGUGCUGGUUCCGUCAAGAGAGCUGGCAGUGCAGCACCAUGAGAGCAUCAAGCACCUGCUGAAGGCCGGCGCAGCGGAGACUUUGGGGGAAGCUGCUCGAACGGCAGUACAGCACCACGAGAGCAUUAAGAAGCUGCUGAGGAGUGAUAAAGCAGAGACUGAUAGCGAGUUGAGAGGGCGGGAUGGCCGCACAUUUGGGGGAAAUGCAGCAGGCAUCAUGCAGAUGGGGCGGCUGUGGCGGGGAGUGGCAGGCGAGUGGAGUGUGGGAACAAGGGAGGGGGGUGAGGGAGCGGGGUUGCUGGGCGCUGGGGGGAGGAAGAGGAGGAGAGCGGAAGUAUGGGAUGGAGGGAGUGAAGCAUUGGGAGAGGGCAUGAAUGCGGACAGGACAGAUGGCAGAGGGAGAGAAGAGGGGAAGGGAGCGGUUGGAGUGGGAGGUGGUAGUGGGCGUGGAGGAGGGGAGCGGGGUUGUGCGGUGGUGGUGGUGGCAACGCCAGGCAGGCUGAUAGAGCUGUUUAAACACAUGAAGAAGGGGCUUCGAGAAGGAGUCGCUGCUGCUGCUGCUGCUGCUGCUGCUGCUACUGGUGGUGCCGUUGGUGCUGCUUCUGGUGAUGGUGGCUCCGCUACUGCUGCUGCUGCUGCUGCUGCUGCUGCUGGUGUGGGUGCUGGUGCCAGUGCUGGUGGUGCUGCUGGUGGCAUCAAGGAGGGAGUGGAGAGCAGCAGACGGGGCGAGCCUCCGGCAGCAGGGAGAGGCAGGGUGGUGUUCCCUUCCUCCGUCUUUUACCUCUCAAGCACCAAUCCAUGCGGAAUGCCAGCCCUGAACGAAUGCUUCCCCCUUCCUACAUACUUGUCACGUCGCCACUUGUACGUGCAGGUUGUUAUCUGGGUGGAGGAGAAGCACAAGAAGACAAAGCUCUGCGACAUACUCUGCCACCCGCGGCACUUCCACCCGCCCGUCCUUGUUUUUGUCUCUUCCCGAGACGGCGCAGACCUCCUCUCCUCCACCAUCCACAAACUCACCGGCCUCGAAGCAGCUUCCGUACACAGCGGCAAGCUCGCCCCGGAUCGUCGUAACACCAUCGCACGACUAAUAACGGGGGAGAUUCCUGUUGUGGUGUCUACGGCUGGAGUGCUUGGGCAUGGGAUACACAUUCCCAAGGUGUCGCAGGUUGUGGUGUUUGAUAUGCCGGUGAAUAUGGAGGAUUAUGUUCAUUUGAUUGGUCGAGCAGGGCAUGUGGGAGCACCGGGAAUAGCCAUGGCCUUUGUUAAUAACAUCGACAAGCGCGCCAAGCAGUUCACCCUAGCCGUGGUGUGUCAUGAGGGGAAGGUCCUUCUCGGUCGCAAGCAGAGAGGGUUCGGCAAGGGUCUCUGGAUGUUCUUCGGGGGAAAAGUCGAGCCGGGCGAAGCCACGGAGCACGCCGCUGCACGCGAGCUACAGGAGGAGGCGGGUUUAGUGGCGGAGGCGCUAGAGAAGCGCGCCGAGCUGCUGUUUCACCUGGACGGGCAGCCCAAGCCGUGGCAGGUGCAUGUAUACAUAGUGGAGAGAUUUACGGGGGAAGUGUGUGCCAGUGACGAGAUGAUUCCACAGUGGUUUCCCGCCUCCGGCAUUCCCUAUGGGGAAAUGUUUCCUGAUGACAUCAUAUGGGUGCCAUGUUUCCUCAAAGGUGAAAGCCUGAAAGCUGAGUUUGUGUCCAGUGCAGACGGGAUGGUGAUGCGGCAACAUCAAAUAAUAAUCCAAUCCUAG